Solea solea (common sole) is the source of this 1699-nucleotide messenger RNA. Its product is annotated as voltage-dependent anion-selective channel protein 2-like. Bases 148 to 1002 code for a protein of 284 amino acids. Lineage: Eukaryota; Metazoa; Chordata; Actinopteri; Pleuronectiformes; Soleidae. Gene Ontology annotation, cellular component: mitochondrial outer membrane. The record is from RefSeq and is a predicted model, not a curated record. Gene Ontology annotation, biological process: monoatomic anion transmembrane transport. The transcript is spliced from 9 exons. Gene Ontology annotation, molecular function: voltage-gated monoatomic anion channel activity.
CCUACCGGCACUGAGGUCAGGUCAUGAAAGUAUUGACAGCAGCGGUUCCUCCAUAUCGUCCUAAACCUGCCUUAACUACCUUCUCUGUCGUCCCGCUUAUUCUCAAAAGUUGAGCGCAACAUAACCAACAACAGUAAUACGAGCACCAUGGCUAUUCCUCCACCGUUUGCAGACCUUGGAAAAUCAGCAAAGGACGUUUUCAAUAAAGGAUAUGGUUUUGGACUGGUUAAACUUGAUGUGAAAACACAGACUUUAAGUGGAGUGGAAUUUAAAACCUCUGGCUCGUCCAUCAUUGACAACAGCAAGGUCACAGGAUCCCUGGAAACCAAGUACAAGUGGCCUGAAUUUGGCCUGACGUUCACAGAGAAAUGGACCACCGAAAACACACUUGGAACAGGAGUUUGUGUCGAGGAUAAGAUCACCAAAGGGCUGAAACUCAGUUUUGACACAACAUUUUCACCAAAUACUGGCAAAAAGAGUGGCAAGAUCAAGACGGCUUAUAAAAAGGAAUACGUCAAUGUUGGUCUUGAUGCAGAUUUAGAUUUAGCUGGUCCUACCAUUCAUGUUGCAGCAGUGGGCGGCUAUGAGGGCUGGUUGGCUGGCUACCAGAUGACCUUUGACUCAGCCAAAUCUAAGAUGGCCCAAAACAACUUGGCACUUGGCUACAAGACAGGGGACUUCCAGCUCCACACCAAUAUAAAAAAUGGUUCAGAGUUUAGUGGGUCCAUUUACCAGAAGGUAAACGAGAAACUGGAGCAUGCCGUGAAUGUUGCCUGGACAGCAGGCAGCAGCAGCAGCAGUCUCUUUGGACUUGCUGCCAAAUACCAGCUAGACUCCAGUGCCUCCGUAUCAGCUAAGGUGGAUAAUGCUGGCUUGGUAGGAGUAGGAUACUCCCAGAUUCUGAGGCCUGGUAUCAAACUCCUCCUCUCUUCACUUGUGGAUGUGAAGAAUUUCAACGCGGGUGGUCACAAACUCGGUCUGGGCCUGGAGUUGGAGGCUUGAGGAUCUGCUCUGCCAAUGCAUCAUGAGAAGAUUUUUCUUCUGACCCUGAGUGUUCCUGUGCAGGUGGCAACAUGAAUUUUAAGAGAUAAAAGAGCCAAAUGAACCAGUAACUGAAUUCUCAACCAAGGUCAAGAUGGAAACUUAACAGAAGUCUGAUUUCAUUGUCAUUAAAGUAACUAAUCAUUUGUUAAGUCACUCCUCCUGCCACUGUAUUCUCUGUAAUCAAAGAAAAACUCUCCUAUUGAUGUUGGAAUGUUAACAAUCUGGGAAUGGUUAAAAGAAAACAAGUGUGAUAAUAUAAAAUGGAUUAUAGAGCUGUUAGUUUGCACAGUAGAACACCUGCAUCUAAUUUAGCUCUCACUCCUUUGUGUGAUUUGCACAUUUUAUUCAUUAUUUAGUGGGGGUGUUUUGUUUUGGAUGGAUUACAUCCGCAGACUAUGCUUAUUCAAGAUUGGCUCACUUUCAUUUUUCUGCCAAGAGAACCUUAACUGUGCCGUGUGAUGAGGUUUAACCUCCACCACCUUAAAAAUGCCUGCUUUUAAGAUGCAAGUGAAAAACUAUGAAUUUUUUCCCUCGGUGUGACAGGAGUGUAAGAAUAUUGGUGUGUAUCAAUCAGUUUUGAGGACUGUGGCACUUGAUCUGGAGGUGGUUUGUAUGCUGAUGUGUGUCAACCUUUGCAAUAAAGCCCUAAAAUCAA